This is a messenger RNA of Mobula hypostoma (lesser devil ray), 9448 nucleotides long. Its product is annotated as cytochrome P450 2J5-like. NCBI's taxonomy places the organism in Eukaryota, Metazoa, Chordata, Chondrichthyes, Myliobatiformes, Myliobatidae. Gene Ontology annotation, biological process: xenobiotic metabolic process. Gene Ontology annotation, molecular function: iron ion binding; oxidoreductase activity, acting on paired donors, with incorporation or reduction of molecular oxygen, reduced flavin or flavoprotein as one donor, and incorporation of one atom of oxygen; heme binding. The record is from RefSeq and is a predicted model, not a curated record. The coding region runs from base 246 to 1745 and encodes 499 amino acids. Gene Ontology annotation, cellular component: cytoplasm; intracellular membrane-bounded organelle. The transcript has 9 exons.
AGUUCAUGGAAAAUGACCAGAAAGUACAAUUAUCUGUGAAAGGACUUCCAGUUUAAGCCGGGAUCUCAUCACACUAGUUACAGACUUCUGGAAUUCACAAAGGCUCUUGAGUUUCUCUUGCUUUCUGCAUGAUCUAAAACAGUUAAUAACUGAGUGAUCUUGUAAGUUGGGUAAUCUAAGUUCGGCAGUUUUUCUGAACAGCUUUUUAAUCUGUUGGAGAGACUGUACAACGGUGCUAGCCUGGAAUGGAAGUUCAGAAUCUUUCCUUUUUAAAUCUGUUCUCAAGAGAGGUGUGGACCGUUGCAGUGUUUUUAUUUGUUUUCUUGAUUGUGUUUGAUGUUCUCCACACUCGUGUUCCCAAGAAUUUUCCACCUGGUCCCUUCGGACUGCCGUUUUUCGGUAAUACCUUUCAGCUGGACCUAAAGAAUCCUCAUCUCCAGUUUUGCAAGUUUGCAGAGAAGUAUGGAGAUAUUUUUAGCCUGAGGAUUGGAUAUUCUUACCUUGUUGUCAUAAAUGGUUUAAAUGCUUUUAAAGAGGCUAUAGUUCACCAGACAGAUGUUUUUGCGGGAACAGCAGCAUUUCCAGUUUUUGAUGAUAUUGUCAAGGGACACGGUAUACAGUUCUCGAAUGGAAACGUAUGGAAAGAGCAACGGAAGUUUGCACAAAUGACAUUAAGAAGAUUUGGUGUUGGGCAAAAGUCUUUGGAAGCGCAAAUUCUUGAGAAAAUUAAAGAUCUUCAAGAUGCAUUCAAACGAGAGAAGGGACAACCAUUCAAUCCUCAAACCAAGAUACAUAUAUCAAUUUUAAACAUAAUCUGUUCAAUUGUUCUCGGAGAACAGUAUGACUGUGAUGGUACCCAUGCUGAUAUACAAGAAAUCCGUCUUUUGCUUGACAAAUUUGCAAAUCUUUUGAAGAGUAUUUGGGUUCAGCUAUAUAAUUCAUUUCCAAAAUUAGUGAGACAUCUGCCAGGCCCACAUAAUGAUCUAUUUGCUUCAUGGAAAAGUUUAGAGGACCUUUUCCAAAAGAACAUCAAGCAGCACCGGGAGAGAUGGAACCCAACAGAACAAAGGGAUUUCAUUGACUGCUUCCUAUCACAAAUGCAAAAGGCUGCUCCUAACUCUAGUUUUGAUGACCAAAAUCUGCUGUAUACAUCAUUGGAUCUUUUCUUUGCUGGAUCUGAGACGACAGCUACCACAUUACUUUGGGCACUGCUGUACAUGGCAGGGUAUCCAGACAUUCAAGAGAAAGUCCAUGAUGAGAUUGUGAGUGUAAUUGGCCAGCAAGAUCCUGUGAUGGAUGAUCGAGUCAAUCUUCCUUACACCAAUGCAGUUGUUCAUGAAAUACAGCGAAAGGGCUUCAUAGUCCCAUUUACUCUUAACAGGGAAACUACUCGAGAUACAACAGUGGGAAAAUACUUCAUACCAAAGGGCACACAAGUAAUUGCAAACCUCUACUCAGUGUUGAUGGACAAAUCAGAAUGGGAAACACCUGAGGAAUUUAAUCCUGAACACUUCCUGGACAAAAAUGGGAAAUUUGUGAGAAAGGAAGCAUUUGUCCCUUUCUCUGGAGGAAAACGCAACUGCAUGGGAGAACCACUGGCUAGAAUGCAAUUGUUCCUUUUCUUCACUUCUUUAAUGCAGAAGUUCAAAUUUGUUUUUCCCGUGGGUGUCAAGCCAAGUUUUGAUGCUGUAAUGCAUCUAUUAUGCAGCCCUCAGCCAUACAAGAUAUGCGCAGUUCCACGCUGAACCAGGAGAGCAGUAGUAUCUAUUGUAUGACACAAUACCUUGGCUCUUUGGACCAGUUUUCUAUCUUUCCUCUUUGCAACUCUGAAUCCUCUUCAACUCAAGAUCACUAAGAAAUCUCCCUUUUAAAAUCAAUGUUUCAAUAAAUGUGUUAUUCUAAUGCUUUGUGGAAACACGAGGAAAGGAAGCAUUCAAUUGUAAAAAAGAUCAGAACAUUCCCUCGAUUUAACACUUCUAAAGUAACUAAGUAUUUCUUUCUGGGUCAGCUCUUCCUGCUAAUCAAGGCUAAGAACAACCAUCUAACUUCUCUUUAGUCUCUCCCCCACAUCUUUCCAUCCAACAACUGUUCAUUGACAGUAUCAUCUGAAGGCAUAAGUCAGUUUUCACGUAGAAGCCCAUGACACAUUACAAUAUCUCUAAAUACUCAUAUCUUCUGUAUGUCCUGAUGAAGGAUGUUAGUCCAUUAACUCUUUAUUCCUCUUCAUAGAUGCUGCCCGGCCUGCUGAGUUCCUUCAGCAUUUUCUGUGUGUUACUCUGGAUUUUCAGCAUCUGCAGAAUCUCUUGUAUUUAUUUGUUCCUUCACUACUGUAUAAGCAGAAAUUUCACAAUUUCACAAAUCAGUCUUGCUACAAGUUCUUCAGCCAAUGCCAAUUCCACUUCCUUCUCUAAUGCUUGUCUGAAUUAGACCAUUUUUUAAACCUUCGAAUAGAUUACUUAGAUGUUCCUAAGCAAAAAUACUUACUUCUCCUGUAGGACAAUAAUAUUGAGGCCAACAGAGAAGAUUUCAAUAACUCACAAUUGACCAGAGUCAUUACUAGAAUCAUAAACUAACUUGAAGCCAUUAGAAGCUAAACAUCUCUACCCUGAUUCUUGCCCAGAACGGAAUCAGGGUAAUGUUUUGGGUGUAAACAUCUUCAAAUGCUUAAUUCUUAAUCAUCCUUACAUGCAAAUUCAAAUUGCAUUUGCAUCCUCUGAGAUUAGUGUAGUGUGUAUGUGCUUGCAUAAACUUGGACAGCAUUCAGCCUUGGGCAGGUAUGUAGCAUGUUAUAUUCACAAUGCACAAACUUGUGGCUAUAAAAAUCUACAAGAGAAAGUCUCACCGCUGUUCUUUGACUUUCAACAAAAUCACUACUGUUAAAUCCCCAAUUAUCAAGAUACUUGGAAAUACAGAUUGGAUUGGUUAAAACUUAACUGGAUUGGUUAACUAAAUACUGUGGUUACAAGAAUAGAUGAAAGGCAGGUUAUGUUAUGAUGCAUGACUCCCAUUUUGGUUCCCUCAAGACACAACUCAGGGGAGCGAUAGCAGGCAAAAUUAGUUCACCUCCUCCAUCAUUAAGACAUUUAAAACCAUCCCAUAUAUGCAACUCAUUUGCUUGUCACCACAUCCCCCACUCUUGUACAUUUAUUCUCUCCACUAUCAGCAAAUACAUCUUGACUAUAAUGUACAUCAUUACAAAAUCAUUAUUCUGACUUACAAGGCUUGUUUGUUAACACUUACCAUAUCCCUAGCUGCUAUCUACCUCAAAGGAGAAAAUUAGAGAUUUUAUAAGAAUAUCAACACCAAGUAGCUUCCCAUCAAGUUUCAUGUCAUUCUGAUUCAGAAAGUUUUUUUUAUGUUCCCUGGUUCGUCAAAAUUCUGAACUCCCUACCUGACAGUACAGUUGCUAAACACAAGAAAUUCUGCAGAUGUGGAAAAUCCAAAGCAACGUACACAAUGCUGGGAGGAACUCAGUAGGUCGGGCAGCAUCAAUGGAAAUGAACAAACAAUCAACAUUUUGGGCUGAGACUCUUCUUCAGGACUGGAAAGGAAUGAGGAAGAUAUUGGUUGGGGCAGUUUGUUUCUAGAGGUUGAGACAGAAAUUGAGAAAGGACAAGGAGAUAUCAGAAAUAUAUCAGGUGAAUUUAAGAGUAGGGUGGAAGCUGAAGACGAAGUUGGUGAACUUGACGAGCUCAGCACGGGCACAUGAAGCAGCCCAAAGCAGGUAUCAAUGUAGUGGAGGAAGAGUUGGGGAAUGUUACCAGGGAAGGCAUGGAACAUUGACUGUUCUACAUAGCCAAUUAAAAAGCAGGCAAAGCUGGGGCCCAUGUGGGUGCCCAUGGUCACGCCACAAGUCUAGAGAAAAUGGAAGGAGCUGAAGGAGAAAUUGUUGAAGGCGAAGACAGUUCUGCCUGAUGAAGGAGGGUGGUGAUAGAGCGAAACUAGUUGGUCCUUUUAUUGACAAAGAAGCAGAAAGUUUUAAGGCCUUCUUGUUGGGGAAUAGAAGUGUAUAGGGACUGGACAACCAUGGUGAAAAUAAGGUGGUCAGGGCAAGAGAAUUGAAAGUUAUUGAGGAGAGCGGGAGCAUGAGUAAUGUCAUGGAUGUUGGUGGGAAGGGACUGAACCAAGGAGGAUAGAAUGGUGUUGAGGUAUGAGGACAUAAGUUCAGUGGGGCAGGAGCUUGAUGAGAUCUGUGAUGGUCUUGCAGACAGUUUUCUGAUGGUUCUGAGUGGAGUCCUCUUCAAGGGGUAGGCAUGAGGAGGUGGCUGAGGAUUUUUGCCAGGCUUCAUCAAGAUAGAGUUCAGUGUGCCACACUGCAGUGUAACCCCUUUCACUGCAGGUUUGAUGGCAAGAUUAGGACUGGUGUAUAGAGAGUGGAGAACAGUGUAUUCAGAGGGAGUAAGUUUUGAGGAGGAGAGAGGAGUGCUGAGGUUGAGCCGGCUGAUAUCUUAUUGGCAAUUAGAGACUAAAAGAUGCAGUGAAGGCAGGGAACCAAUGUGGGGAAUCCAAGAAGAGGAGGAGCAUCGGAGAUGGGAGAAGGGAUCAUCAGUGCGGGGUGGGAAAUUCUUGCCGAUAAAGUGGGCUUGGAGAUGGAGGUGAUGGAAAAACAGCUUGGUGUUGGUGUGAGCAAAGGGGGACAAAGUCAAGGCCUUUGCUGAGGUCAUCUCAGAGAAGGAAAUGGUGAAGGCACAGCAGAGAUUAGAUCUGGCAUGAGAAUUGGAGGUGUCAUUGGAGAAGGGAAUUUUGUGUUCAGGGAAGGUAGGGUGGGACGAAGAUGGUGGCUCCGAGGACCCAAGAAGUGACCUUGGAUCCUGAGGGACCUGGAAUUGGAGGGUGGUGGUGGUGGUGGGGGAAGGGGAGACGGGAGGCCCAGCAGCAGCGAGGUAGGUUGAGGCUGGAGCAAGAUCUAAACACUGCACGUUUUGCAGUCUGAUAGCGUCUAGGGUCACAGGAACCAGCAUUGGUGAUGAGAGAAUCUGAGGUCUGGAUCCCCUUCGAUCCAGUACAAUCGGUAUAUUUUUAUCACAAUUCAAUUAUGGGUUAUGGUUCAAAAUCAUGCAUUACCAUCACUUUCUCAAACGUCUCUCUGGGGUAAGUAUGAUAUACUGGACCUGCUGUCAAUACCCAUAUCCCAUAACUGAAUUUUAAAGAAGAAUGGCUUCAUCACUUGCAUAUUUAUCCGCUUUACUUAAUGCUGUCCUGCCCCUUCUUUCACCAACUCCAAUAUGCAAUGUGUUGCCAUGUGCAUCUUGUCUACUUGAGCACUCAGUCAUUGUGAUUCAGUCCCAAUGAUCCACAUCAGCUCAUGGCAUAUUGAAUAAAUAGCCUUAAAUCUUCUUGCGCUUUCCCCCUGCCCUGUUCCUGCAUCCCACUCCACCUGUCUGCCCUUUCCAUCCUCUGUUUCUUUAGUUCCCACAUUUUAUACAUCCAGUCCACUCUUGGUAUUAGCCAUCCAGGCCCAAAUAUGUGGAAUUUUCUUUCUUAAUGCCUACAAUUCCUUCGCCAAUCUGUUAUAAAAAUAAAUAUUGCUGUUCCUCUGUUCUGAGAAUUCUUUGGGCACUCGCAAUCUCUCCUGCAAGAGCAUCAUAUUUUUGAUAACAGUCAGUGAAGCAAUUCCAGACACUUAACUGGAAACAAAUAUUAUAAGUUUCAGCAUAUCACCCUUAUUAUGUUAUAACAUUUAACUAGUCACAUGAAGGAUCUUUUUUAAUUGUUGUGAGUAGAUUUUAAAAUGUAGCAUUCCUAACAUAAGGACUACAGUAGAAACUUUGAAUUUGGGUAUGGAAAUCAUGUUUAAUGUAUAAGCAUACAAUUUCUGAGGAGAGCAUACAUUAUUUUCCAAGUAUUCACUUCAGUAUGCAAUGAAUCCCAUGUCUGGCUUCCAGCUGCAAUGUGGAAUCUGGUUUUGAAAAUCCUGACAUUUAAAAUGUAGCUGAUAUUGUGUUCUGAAGAAUUUAUGUUAACAGUAAGUGCCAAUAGAACAGAAUACAGCUUAUUUUAGAUGAAUCUUUUUGUCUACAUGUUAAAUGAGAACAAAAGCAAAGCUAAUUCCUGCGCAUAGGGUAGCUAUCUAUAGAAUGGGAAAACAUUACUAUAAAGAAUCAACCAUCAUAACUGCAGUGUUUCCCAUUGCUGUGUGAAAAUUGGACAACAGCUUUUGAGCACGAUAUUUGACAAUUAAAUGCAUAAAUCAAAAAAAUUAUGUGUAAGCUCUUCUCAAAACUUGAAUCUAGUUCUUCACAUACUGUAUAUUGAAUCAUGUGAAGUCGUAGAUAUUGCCUUGCAGAUUGAACGUAUUAGUAUAUUUGGGCCUUCUGUAAGUACCCAUAUAAUAUUAUUAUGAGGUGUCAUUUAUAAAAGUGAAAUAAUCUCUCUAGCAAUGAAAAUCAAAUUUUUCAGGUUUUAACAAUUGUGUGUGAUUAAAAAACAUCAAAGAAGCAAAAGCCUCAAAUUUACAUCUUAUCAGUUAAUUUUAAAUAACUUGUUCUUUCUUUACCACUCUUCAAGGGCAAGAGGUAGAAGAAAGGAAACUAUAGGCCAGUUAGUCUGACCUCGUUGAUGGAGUCAAUUAUUAAGGACGGGGUUUCAGGGUACUUGGAAGCACAUCAUAAAAUAAGCCAUAGUCAGCAUGGUUUCCUCAAGGGGUAAUCUUGCCUGACAAAUCUGUUGGAAUUCUUUAAAGAAAUAACAAGCAGGAACAUCGGUUGAUUUUGUAUCCUUGAAUUUUCAGAAGGCCUUUGACAAGGUGCCACACAUGAGGCUGCUUAACAGGGAAAGAUUCUAGCAUGGAUAAAGCAGUAGCUGAUUGACAGGAGGCAAAGAGCGGAAAUAAAGGGAGUCUUUUCUGGCUGACUGCCAGUGACUGGUGGUGCUCCACAGGGGUCUGUACUGGGACUGAUUCAUUUAUUUUGUAUGUCAGUGAUUUGGAUGAUGGAAUUGAUGACUUUGCUGCAAAGUUUGUAGACGAUAUGAAGGUAGAGUGCCCAUAAAAACUAUUGCCCCUCCCCCUGGAAGUUUUCAUGUCUUAUUGUUUUACAACAUUGAAUCAGUGGAUUUAAUUUGGCUUUUUAGACACUGAUCAACAGAAAAGAUUCUUUUGUGUCAAAAUGAAAACAAAUUUCUGCAAAUUGGUCUAAUUAUUAAACCCACACUAAUUGAUUGUAUAAUUACUCAACCCCUUCAAGUCAGUAUUUAGUAGAUGCACCUUUGGCAGCAAUUGCAGCUUUGAGUUUGUGUGGAUAGGUUUCUAUCUGGACACGUAAUUUUUCCCCAUUCUUUACAAAACUGCUCAAGUUCUGUCAGAUUGCUUAGGGAUCGUGAGUGAACAGCCAUUUUCAAGUCCAUCCACAAGUUGUCAAUUGGAUUGAGGUAUGGACUCUGACUUGGCCACUCCAGGACAUUAACUUUGUUGUUUUUAAGCAAUUCCUGUGUAGCUGUGGCUUUAUACUUGGGGUCAUUGUCUUGCUGGAAAACAAAUCUCCUCCCAAGUCUCAGUUCGCUUGCAGAUUGCAUCAUGUUUUCCUCCUGAUUUCCAGGUAUUUUGCUGCAUUAAUGUUACCCUCUGGUUUCACAAGUCUUCCUGAGCCUGCUGCUGUGAAGCAUCGCCACAGCAUGAUGCAGCCACCACCUUCCUUCACGGUAGAGAUGGUGCAUCCUUCUGCAGACUCAUGCUUCCUCAGAACUACUUGUCCCUCCCCCUAUGUUUGUAUCAUCUGAAAAGAUGGCCACACAUCAUCAAUUCUGUCAUCCAGAUUGUUGACAUAUAAUAUGAAAAGUAGCGACCCAACACCAACGACUACAGAAGUCUUCAUCAGCAGGCAAACAGAAACGUUCCCUUUAUUUACACUCUUUGCAUUCUGCCAGGCAGCCAAUUUUGUGUCCAUGGUAGUAUCUUUGCUGUAGAGAAUGGGCAAAGAAAUGGCAGAUGGAAGACACUGUAAGGUAAUGUCUGGCCAUGCAUUUUGAUAGAAAGAAUAAAAGCAGAGGUAAUUAUCUGAAUGGGCAGCGUAUUCUGAAAUCAGAGGUGCAAAGGGACUUGAGAGACCCAGUACAGGAUUACCUAAAGGUUAACUUGACUUGCAGGUUGAGUCAGUAGUAAGGAAGGCAAAUAUAAUGUUAUCAUUCACUUCAAGAGGACUAGAAUAUAAAAACAAUGAUGUAAUGCUGAGGCUUUAUAAGGCAUUGGUCAAACCACAUAUGGAGUAUUGUGAGCAUGUUUGGGCCCCAUUUCUAAUACUGGCACUGGAGAGGGUCCAGAGGAGGUUUAUGAAAACUAUCAUAGGAAUGAAAGGGUUAAUGUAUGAGACGUAUUUAAUAGCUGUUGGCCCGUAUUCACUGGAUUUCAGAAGAAUGAGGGGAAUCUCUUUUAAACCUACUGAAUACUGAAAGGCCUAAAUAGAGUAAUGGGAGAGCCGAGGACUGGAAGACACAACAUCAGAAUAUGAGGACAUAACUUUACAACAGAGGUGAGGAGGAAUUUCUUUAGCCUGAAGGUUGUGAAUCUGUAGAAUUUAUUGCCACGGACAGCUGUACAGGCCAAGUCAUUGAGUAUAUUUAUAAUCGCAAGUCAAUAGGUCCUUGAUUAUUUGGGGGUUUCAAAAGUAAUGGGAAGAAGUGAAGAAUGGGUUGACAGGGAAAAUAGUACUCGACAAGGCUGUCCUCUUAGUCCCCUAUUAUUUGAUAUUGCAUUAGAACCUCUUGCAAUUGCUAUUCGAGAAUCUUCAAAUAUUACUGGGAUAACUCGGGGAUUAAAGUCCCAUAAAUUAUCACGCUAUGCUGAUGAUUUACUUUUAUAUAUUUCUAAUCCUGAGAGAUCUAUUCCUGCUGUUUUAGAGUUAUUAGCACAAUUUGGUCUUUUCUCAGGUUAUAAAUUAAAUCUUAGUAAGAGUGAACUUUUUCCGAUUAAUAAACAUCUUCCCUUAUAUUAUAAAUUUCCAUUUAAAUUGAUUAAUAAUUACCUUUCAUAUCUUGGGAUUAAAAUUACUUGUAAACAUAAAGAUUUAUUUAAGACUAACUUUUUACUAUUAAUAGACCAUAUUACUCAACUUUCAUCUAAAUGGUUUCCUUUAUAUUUAACUUUGAUUGGUCGUAUUAAUGCAGUUAAGAUUUUUUUUUGCCAAAAUUUUUAUAUGUGUUUCAGGCAUUACCAAUUUUCGUUCCUAAAUCUUUUUUUGAUAAAGUCGACUCUAAAAUUUCUUCAUUUAUUUGGCAGAAUAAGAAUCCGAGACUGGGUAAAAUACAUUUACAGAAAGCUAAGAGAGAUGGAGGUUUAGCAUUACCUAACUUUAGAUUUUAUUAUUGGGCUAUUAAUAUUCGACAUAUGAAAUUUUGGUUACUUGACCGGGAUAUACUAUCUAUUCCUAAAUGGGUAGCAUUGGAAUUACAAUCUGUUCAGGGUUAUACACUUGGUUCUAUUUUAGGUUCAUCUCUUCCUUUUGAUUCGAAACGC